Messenger RNA from Zophobas morio, 906 nucleotides. RefSeq lists its product as uncharacterized. The record is from RefSeq and is a predicted model, not a curated record. The transcript has 3 exons. NCBI's taxonomy places the organism in Eukaryota, Metazoa, Arthropoda, Insecta, Coleoptera, Tenebrionidae. The coding region runs from base 1 to 906 and encodes 301 amino acids.
AUGUUAUUGGAUAUUGAAGGAGCGUUCGAUAAAUCGACCUUCAAAAGCAUAGGCCUAGCCCUACAAGAGCACGACGUGAAUCCCACCCUGAGGAGUUGGGUGGCCAGUAUGCUGAGGAAUAGGGAAACAGGAGAUGUCCCCAGGGAAGAAUACUCUCUCCUGUACUGUGGGAUGAUACGACGCGUCAAUGAUCUUGGCUACCACACAAUUGAAUACGCAGAUGAUCUAGUAAUUUUGCUAACAGGAAAAAACGCAGAUACAUUAUGUGAAAUUAUGCAAGCUACAGUAACAAUAGUCGAGGAAUGGAAAAAGAAAAUUGGCACACUACAGAUGCCAAAAAUAUUUAAUACAACGCUUCAACUUUUGGACGAAGGGAAAUACCUGGGAGUUGUAUUGGACUGGCGACUGAAUUGGAAGAAGCAUGUAGAUGAUAAAGUGGAAAAAGCACACUCGGCUCUUUGGCAAUGUCGUAGGGUGGUGGGAAGAUCAUGGAUUUUAAACCCCAAGAUCGCCCUCUGGAUCUACACGGCAAUAGUCAGGCUGUGCUACAGAGUUUUAGUUUGGUGGCCCAGACCCAGACAAAAAACAACAGCUCUGCAACUUGAGCACGUUCAGAGAAUAGUGUGUCUCAGUGUUACAGGAGCAAUGAGGAAAUCUCUAAGACUUCACUCUCCAGGAGUAUGGAACAAGCAAGGCCGCUUAACGAAGCACACUCGUAUCUUGACGGAGGGGUUCAACAGAAUACCCUUGUUAAGGAUGAAUUGUGACGGAAUGGGCACAAAAUUAAUAUAUGAGAAGACAUACAGAAUAUUCAUGAACGAUAUUUCAGAAGGAAGAGCCGACAUCGACAUCUAUGUCGAUGGUACCAAAACAGAUAAUAGUUCAGGAGUCGGCAAACAGAACUGA